Armigeres subalbatus is the source of this 1410-nucleotide messenger RNA. It is a transcript of the gene Ubc4, whose product is annotated as ubiquitin-conjugating enzyme E2-22 kDa. Gene Ontology annotation, molecular function: protein binding; ubiquitin conjugating enzyme activity. The transcript has 3 exons. The record is from RefSeq and is a predicted model, not a curated record. Gene Ontology annotation, biological process: protein polyubiquitination; proteasome-mediated ubiquitin-dependent protein catabolic process. Gene Ontology annotation, cellular component: nucleus. NCBI's taxonomy places the organism in Eukaryota, Metazoa, Arthropoda, Insecta, Diptera, Culicidae. Bases 458 to 1057 code for a protein of 199 amino acids.
GUGGUCUAUAAGUGCGAUAAGUACUGUAUCAUCAAAUGUGGUUGUGAUUUUGUGCUUCUUUAUGUGCGUAUGUGUGCAUGAAAAUUAGCAACAAAAAAUAAGAACAACGCUCGCCAAAAAGGAAAAAGUCUAAAAAUCUGAGACCUUUGCAAAGUGUGUUGUUCGCUUUCGGUGGUGCAAAAUAAUAUCAAAAACAGUGCUUUUGUUUUGGGCGAAUUGCGAAGACUACAGUAACGAGUUAGUGAGAAUUGUUUUACGAGUGAAUCGCAGCUGCGUCACAAGUGAGCACCGUCCAAACAAAGCGAAAUUUCACUGGCGAAAGAGGUUUUCCCCAUUAAGCAACAUCCUUUAGAUUCCCCAAGUGUAGGAUACCCGAAGGAAUAAAUCCGCGAAGGAGCCUGGCUCUUGGCAGAAGAAGGCAGUUGUAGGCGGUAGCAUAGAGGAAAGCGGAGGCAAAAUGGCGAACAUGGCAGUAUCCCGUAUCAAACGAGAAUUUAAAGAAGUUCUCAAAAGUGAAGAGAUUGUCCAAUGUUCUAUUAAAUUAGAUAUAGUCAACGACAACUUCACAGAGCUACGAGGUGAAAUUGCUGGUCCUCCGGAUACGCCGUACGAGGGAGGUAAAUUUUUACUCGAAAUCAAGGUCCCAGAAACGUACCCCUUCAACCCGCCGAAGGUCAAAUUCAUCACCAAAAUAUGGCAUCCCAACAUUUCCUCUGUGACCGGAGCCAUUUGUUUGGACAUCCUAAAAGACAACUGGGCAGCGGCGAUGACAUUGCGAACAGUUUUGCUAUCACUGCAGGCCCUGCUGGCAGCGGCCGAACCGGACGAUCCCCAGGACGCCAUCGUGGCAACGCAGUAUAAAGACAACCAUGAGAUGUUCAUUCUGACCGCCAAACACUGGACCAACGUGUACGCUGGCGGACCGUGCCGCAACCCGGACUUUGACCAGAAGGUACAACGGUUGCGCGACAUGGGCAUAGUCGAUUACGAAGCACGAGCCGCCCUGUCGCGGCAUAAUUGGCACCUGGAACGCGCAUCCGAACAGUUGUUUAGUUAGUUUUAUCAAAUUUCUUGCAUCCCUAUUUCAUUUUCUUGUCUGUUCCAUCGCUGAAUUGUUUCUCUGGUUUUCCGUAAUGUUUUAUGUUGAGUGGCACCGUAUAAGAAGAUUCUUGUGAAAUUGUGGAACUAUUCUGAUUAUUAUUGCAAAGCAAGCAGUCAAAUAGUGUAUCAUCGCCACUUGUUUUGGAAUGCGUAAAAAUGGGAGAAUGAUAUUUGAUAUACGAAUAAUUUCACGAAGAAUAAAAAAGACAAGCACAUAUUAUUAAAAAAAAAAUCUAAGAAGCUUGCUGCUGAGGAUGGAAGGUGAUAUCUUUUAAAUAAAUAGAAAACCAUUGAUGAUUACGCUACUUA